This is a messenger RNA of Manis javanica (Malayan pangolin), 3726 nucleotides long. RefSeq names its product RRN3 homolog, RNA polymerase I transcription factor (gene RRN3). Lineage: Eukaryota; Metazoa; Chordata; Mammalia; Pholidota; Manidae. Gene Ontology annotation, molecular function: RNA polymerase I core binding; RNA polymerase I general transcription initiation factor activity. The record is from RefSeq and is a predicted model, not a curated record. Gene Ontology annotation, biological process: transcription initiation at RNA polymerase I promoter. Gene Ontology annotation, cellular component: nucleus.
CUAGAAAUCACGACUUCCGGCGCGAGGCCAGUCGUCGCACUUGUCAGGCCCAAUGGCGGCCCCGCUGCUCCACACGCGGUUGCCGGGAGAUGCGGCCGCUUCGGCCUCUGCAGUCAAGACGCUGCGCACAUCGACUGGGCUGUCAGAUAUGCUUGCAUUAGAAAAUGAUUUCUUCAAUUCUCCCCCAAGAAAAACUGUUCGGUUUGGUGGAACUGUGACAGAAGUCUUGCUGAAGUACAAAAAGGGUGACACAAAUGACUUUGAGUUGUUGAAGAACCAGUUGUCAGAUCCAGACAUAAAGGAUGACCAGAUCAUUAACUGGCUGUUAGAGUUCCGUUCCUCCAUCAUGUACUUGACCAAAGACUUUGAGCAGCUUAUCAAUAUUCUGUUGAGACUGCAGUGGUUAAACAGAAGUCAGACGGUGGUGGAGGAGUAUUUGGCUUUUCUUGGUAAUCUUGUGUCAGCACAAACGGUCUUUCUUAGACCAUGUCUCAUCAUGAUUGCUUCUCAUUUUGUACCUCCCCGAGUGGUCAUUAAGGAAGGUGACAUAGAUGUUUCAGAUUCUGAUGAUGAAGAUGAUAAUCUUCCUGCAAAUUUUGAUACAUGUCACAGAGCCUUGCAAAUAAUAGCAAGAUAUGUCCCAUCGACACCAUGGUUUCUUAUGCCAAUACUGGUGGAAAAAUUUCCAUUUGUUCGAAAAUCAGAGAGAAUAUUGGAAUGUUAUGUUCAUAACUUACUAAGGAUUAGUGUGUAUUUUCCAACGUUGAGGCAUGAAAUUCUGGAGCUUGUUAUUGAAAAGCUACUCAAAUUAGAUGUGAAUGCGCCUCGACAGGAUAUUGAAGAUGCAGAGGAAGCAGCAGCUCAAACUGGUAGUGGAAGAGAUGCCCCAGAAGGACUGUUUAAUAUGGAUGAAGAUGAAGAAACUGAACAUGAACCCAAGGCUGAUCCUGAAAGGCUCAAUCAGAUGGCACAUCCGGUAGCUGAGCGCCUGGACAUCCUGCUGGCUCUGCUUUUGUCCUACAUUAAGGAUGUCUGCUACGUAGAUGGUAAAAUUGAUAACAACAAAACAAAGGAUUUAUAUCGAGAUCUCAUAACCAUCUUUGACAAACUCCUGUUGCCCACCCAUGCCUCCUGCCAUGUACAGUUUUUCAUGUUUUACCUCUGUAGCUUUAAAUUGGGAUUUGCAGAAGCAUUUUUGGAACAUCUUUGGAAAAAACUACAGGAUCCAAAUAAUCCUGCCAUCAUCAGGCAGGCUGCUGGAAAUUACAUUGGAAGCUUUUUGGCAAGAGCUAAAUUUAUUCCUCUUAUUACUGUAAAGUCAUGCCUAGAUCUUCUGGUUAACUGGCUGCACAUAUACCUUAAUAACCAAGAUUCAGGAACAAAGGCAUUUUGUGAUGUUGCUCUCCAUGGACCAUUUUAUUCAGCCUGCCAAGCUGUGUUCUACACUUUUGUUUUUAAACACAAGCAGCUUUUAAGUGGAAACCUUAAAGAAGGCUUGAGAUACCUUCAGAGUCUCAAUUUUGAACGUAUAGUGAUGAGCCAACUAAAUCCUCUGAAGAUUUGCCUGCCUUCAGUGGUUAACUUUUUUGCUGCAAUCACAAGUAAAUACCAGCUAGUCUUCUGUUACACUAUCAUUGAGAAGAACAAUCGCCAGAUGCUGCCAGUUAUUAGAAGUACAGCUGGAGGGGACUUGGUGCAAACCUGCACAAACCCGCUUGACACCUUCUUCCCCUUUGAUCCUUGUGUGCUUAAGAGGUCAAAGAAGUUCAUUGAUUGUAUUUAUCAGAUAUGGGAAGACAUGAGCGCAGAAGAGCUUCAGGAGUUUAAGAAACCCAUUAAACAGGAGGUGGUGGAAGAUGAAGAUGAUGAUUUUUUAAAAGGCGAAGUUGGGAUUACACCCACCUCCUUUGACACACAUUUCCAAAGUCCUUCAAGUAGUGUGGGCUCCCCACCCGUGUUAUACCUGCCAGACCAGUCCCCUCUAACCGUGAGGAUCUGUGAUUGAAACAAACAUUCCUCCCCAUCUGGCCCUGCAGGACCAGGAGUCCUACUGUUUGAGCUUCACAUUGAACUGGAGUGAGUACAGGCGUCCUGCUUCCAAGUCAGACCUACUCUGGUGUCUGUACAGACAUGUUUGGGUUUUUGGUUUUUCCUUUUUGCUCCCAUACAAACAAAAGGAAAAGACUGAAUAUCGUUUCAGUGUGCACUGUUUUACAGUGUAACUGAUGAUGACUGCUGAAGACUUGGUCUGUUUGUUUGAUGCAUACAUUCUGUGUUACAGCUUUUUGACAUAAUAAUUGUGAAAUUUGUAAUACUGGCAAGACCCUAUUUUAAAAGAUUGCAUUUUUAAAAUAGGUUUUUGUCAGCCAUUGUUACAGGUCUUUGCUGAUUUGAUUUCUGUGAAAAAUCCUCUAGGACACUAUUUGAAGUCUUUAGCAUGAGUUUGUUUUGAAUACAUUGUUUAUCCUCCUCUGUUACUGUACCUGGCUUCGGGAUGGCAGUGGGGUGCAGAGAGGACAGGAGGAAAGGGGAAAAGAGAAGGGGGAUGGCCAGGGCUGGUCCCAGAUGCUGAAAGUUGGAGCUGGCACUGAAGGACAUCUCCAGGAACUUCAGAGUCAAUAAAAAGCCUGGAGGGAAGAGAGAGGAUUUAGAGAAACAGAAUCGGACAAAUUGUACAUGGGUGAGUAUAAAAAUGAAUUUAAAGAAAAAUGGAGUUCCAGGUAAAUGGAAUUUAUGUUGACUGAAAGUGCGGUAGAGCUUUUAUGGGCCAGUGCACAGUAUUGUACCUGGAGGUUCCCAGUAGUGCUGUAAGAACUGCAACUGCUUGCUGUUUGAAGUGGAAUGUUACACUGAAUUUUUUUUCUUAUUUAACUAGAAUCAGUUGGUCAUCUUGAGAAUUUCUUCACAGAUGGUGGUGGGGUGGGUAUUUUAGGGUAUUUGGUGGGAUGGUUUAGGCGGCAACAAGAGGCUGAGGUUACAGUUGCCGUCUUCGUGGAUUUCUGCUUAGUGAAGUCCUCCUCUGGCGGGGCUCUUUUUGUAUUUUUAUAACUAAACACUGAGGGAGAGGAGUCUAAACAACCUUGCUUUAUAACGAAUUUGUGCAGGCACUGCUAAGAGUCAUUUUGAAGUUCAUGUACAUUUUAGCUUCAUUCUUAUUUGUGUACUUCUUUGUUACUUGUUCAUAUGGACAUCUUUAAACAUAUUUAUUUUUCUGCCACUUUUCCUAUUUAUUUAAAGGCAGGCAGUAUUUUUCUUGAUCAUAAAUAUUUUGUAAUGAAAUAAUUUCUCUUUCCUAGGGCUUUGUAUGCUCUUGUAUAAUUAUAUUGGUGGCAAUGUAGGGUUCGAAUUUCAGUCUGUAAAUACGUUUUUGGAAAACAUUUUUAUUGCUUUAAAAAGUUUUGGAUAUUGGUGAUUUUCUUUUGGUGACUUGGUGGAACCUUUAGGUUCUCCCUUUUUAACUGCUGAGAAAAGGGUGGGGUUUUUGUAUACUGGAUAAAAUGAAUGAAAAUGUGUCCACAGAAGUUAAUUGUGAGUGGGGUCUUUGUGGCUUGGGAAAUAGUUUUAAUGUAAAAAGAUGUAUUUACCAAUGAGCCUGUUUAAUUUCGAAGCGGUUUGACAAAAAAAUCCAUUGUGAAAAUAGAACAAUGACAUGGUUAAUCUGGAACUUUUGUUCUUAUGUCAAGAAAGGGAGGUACCUCAAAUAAAGAGGCACCUCACACAAAUGUU